AUGGUGCUCAACACCACCACCACCGUCCCCAAUAGUACUAAAACUUCCAUUGAAGAUGAUGACCUUCCCAACCCGUUCGGCGACUUGGGUCUAGAUCUCACGGACUCGGAGCUCCGAGAAACCGCCUACGAGAUCCUAAUCGGAGCUUGCCGGAGCUCCGUAGCCGGCAAGCCCUUGACUUACAUCUCUAACUCCGAGAAGAGCUUGGACAGGUCGGCGUCCAUGGCGUCAUCUUCAGGGCCGUCGUUGCAAAGGUCGCUGACGUCGACGGCUGCGAGCAAGGUGAAGAAGGCCUUGGGGUUGAAAUCAAAGAAGAAAGAUUUGGAAUCAGUGAAUCAAAACGCGGUGUCCUCUGUGGGGAAGGCGAAGAGAGCUGUGACGAUUGGUGAGCUGAUUAGGAUUCAGAUGAGGGUUUCGGAGCAGACUGAUUCGAGGGUCCGAAGAGCACUAUUGAGAGUCGCGGCUGGACAGCUUGGAAGACGAAUGGAGUCGAUGGUUUUACCACUGGAACUAUUACAGCAGUUCAAGUCUUCAGAUUUUUCUAGUCAGCAAGAAUUUGAAGCAUGGCAAAAGAGAAAUUUGAAGAUACUCGAAGCUGGAUUACUACUGCAUCCUCACUUACCUUUGGAUAAGGCAGGCACUGCUUCUCAACAGCUUCGACAGAUUAUUGACUUGGCCUCAGACAGGCCGAUGGAGUCCGGAAAGCACAGUGAAUCCAUGCAAGCUCUUCGGAGUGUUGUAAUGUCGCUUGCUUGCCGAUCAUUUGAUGGGUCUGUAUCGCAGACAUGCCAUUGGGCUGAUGGUAUUCCACUGAACCUCCGACUCUACCAAGUGCUUCUAGAAGCUUGUUUUGAUAUAAAUGAAGAAACAUCUGUUAUUGAAGAGGUUGAUGAGGUAUUAGAACUCAUGAAGAAGACUUGGGUAAUUCUUGGAAUCAACCAGAUGUUGCAUAAUCUUUGUUUUUCAUGGGUUUUAUUCCAUCGUUAUGUUGCUACUGGCCAAAUUGAAACUGACCUGCUCUUUGCUGCUGAUAAUCUCUUGAUGGAUGUCCAAAAGGAUGCGAAGGCAACAAAGGAUCCUGCUUACUCCAAGAUCUUGAGUUCUACAUUGAGCUCAAUAUUGGGUUGGGCAGAAAGAGGGCUUCUUGCUUACCACGGUUCUUUUUACAGGGGUAACAUUGAUAUAAUGCAAAAUGUAUUAUCCCUCGGAGUAUCAGCAGCCAAAAUAUUAGUAGAAGAGAUCUCUUCUGAGUAUCGUAGGAAGAGGAAUGAAGUGGAUGUAGCAUGUGACAGAGUUGACACUUAUAUCAGGUCUUCAGUGCGCAAUGCUUAUGCUCAGGCAAGUUUUCAUAUUUUUACUUGA
Molecule: messenger RNA, 1362 nt
Organism: Ilex paraguariensis (yerba mate)
Lineage: Eukaryota; Viridiplantae; Streptophyta; Magnoliopsida; Aquifoliales; Aquifoliaceae
Source: the annotation of a GenBank genome assembly